AUAAAAACAGUCUACUCGGUCCCCAUCAUACAGCCGCAAAAUAAGACUUUAUACUUAAUUAGGUUGACAUAUUUAUCUUCGAAGAGUUCCGAAGGGUAACGCAAGCUAUAGAUUGAUGUGCGUUUGGUACUUGGUAACAUUUUGUGCUGAAAGAUAACGAGGAGGCAAGAGAGACAACUUUGAAGCCAUGAAUCGGUUGUGAACUCCGCGUCUUCGGUAGACACUCUUGGGGCGGCCAGUAGCACGUCGGCCGGGCCUUGACUAGCUAACGCUAGCUGCUAACUAGCUAAUGACUUCGCCCACUGUUAUUCGCUGCAUUGGACAAAACAAACGUGGCGAGUUACUAGUUGCAUGUUGACUGAGGGACGUGUAGCGCGAAAGGGCUGCUGAACAUGGCUCUAUCGAGACUUGAUCGUUUGUUCAUCCUACUUGACACUGGAACAACUCCAGUAACCAGGAAAGCUGCCGCCCAGCAGCUUGGAGAAGUAGUUAAACUCCACCCACAUGAGCUCAAUAGUCUGCUAUCAAAGGUCUUGACCUAUCUAAGGAGUCCCAACUGGGACACUCGUAUUGCCGCAGGCCAAGCCGUAGAGGCCAUUGUAAAAAAUAUUUCAGAGUGGGAUCCAGCUCCAAAGCAGAAAGAAGAGUCCUCUGAAGAUGUAUCACUAGAGGAUCCAGCUUAUGACAGACUGAGUUUCUACCACUUUGACAUUUCCCGUCUACUCAAACAUGGUGCAUCUCUACUGGGUUCUGCUGGCGUGGAGUUUGAAUUACAGGAUGACAAAAUUGGUGAGAUGGAUCCCAAGGAACGUUUGGCCUGCCAGAGAAAACUCCUUCAGAAGAAGUUGGGUCUUGACAUAGGUGCAGCGAUUGGCAUGGACAACACAGAAGAGCUUUUUAAUGAUGAGGACCUGGACUAUACGUGCCAAACCACUGGGCCAAGACCUCACGGAAGCAAAGUCACAGCAGGAUCCAGCUCCCGCAAUCAUGUGCCCAUUCAAGCUGCUGAAUUGAUUGACUCAGAAUUCCGGCCAGGAAUGAGCAAUCGCCAGAAGAAUAAGGCAAAGAGGCUUGCUAAGUUAGUUGCAAAACAACGGUCUAAAGACAUGGAUACAAAUGAAAAAAGCAAUGACAGUUUUGAAGGUGAGCCUGAAGAGAAACGAAGAAAAACCACCAGCGUUGUUGACCAACCAGCCACAGAACACAAAGUUGUAAUUAGCCAAGUUCCAAAUAAUGCCAGUCUAGCAGAGGAGACACAGGAAUGGCCCCUGGAAAGUUUCUGUGAAGAGCUCUGCAAUGACCUCUUUAACCCUUCUUGGGAGAUCCGUCACGGCGCAGGCACUGGUCUUAGAGAAAUUCUCAAGUCCCAUGGUGCUGGAGGUGGCAAACUCAUGGGGAGCACUGCAGAGCAGAUGUUGCAACAGCACGUGGAAUGGAUAGAGGACCUUGUCAUCAGAUUGCUCUGUGUCUUCGCUCUAGACCGCUUUGGAGAUUUUGUAUCUGAUGAGGUAGUGGCACCUGUCCGUGAGACGUGUGCUCAAGCACUUGGUGUAGCCCUUCGCUACAUGAAUGAGACUGGUGUUUCCAUGACAGUAGAUGUUCUGCUGAAGCUGCUCCAAGAAGACCAAUGGGAGGUCCGCCAUGGAGGCCUGCUAGGAAUCAAAUAUGCUCUUGCAGUCCGACAGGACCUGAUCUCCGUUUUACUCCCGCACCUGCUACCAGCCAUCACUGUGGGCCUGCAGGACCUGGAUGAUGAUGUCAGGGCCGUGGCAGCUGCAGCACUCAUUCCUGUGGUGGAGGGCUUAGUGCAGCUACUGCCAAACAAGGUGCCAUUCAUCGUGAACACAUUAUGGGAUGCUCUUUUGGAUCUGGAUGACCUCACUGCUUCCACCAACAGCAUCAUGACACUGCUUUCGUCUUUGCUUACCUACCCACAGGUUCGGCAGUUAAGUAUGCAGCAGUCGUUAACGGUGCUGGUCCCCCGGGUUUGGCCCUUCUUGAGACACACUAUAUCAUCUGUUAGACGGGCAGCACUGGAAACUCUUUUCACACUGCUGUCUAAAGCUGACCAGAAAUGUGCAAUGUGGAUCAACCCCAUCCUACAAGAUAUGCUUCGGCACAUUUUCCAGUCCUGCAUCCUAGAAAGCAAUGAGGAAAUUCUGGAUCUUAUCCAAAAGGUGUGGAUGGAGCUACUCACUCAGGCCCCCCAGCAGUUUGUGGUGUCAGCCAGCUGUCCAUGGAUGGGCGCCUGGCUUUGUCUUAUGAUGCAGGCAUCGCACAUUCCCAUAGACGUCAACAUGCUACUUGAAGUGAAGUCCCGCUCCAAGGAUAAAGGUAGUACAAAGGCACGCCAAGGGACCAACCAGAUAAAGGAAACGGUCCAGGAGUAUAUAGCAGGGGCAGAGACAGUGACAGAUGACCCAGUGUCAAGGGACUAUGUGGUAGUCCGGUCUCGCCUCAUGGCGGCCAAAUUGCUGGGGUCUCUGUGUAGAUGUAUUUGUGACCCUCAGCUCAAUGCUGCAUCUCAGGAGAUCCGUCCAGCUGAGUCUUUAGGCCAGUUGCUGCUGUUUCACCUCAAUUCAAAGUCUGCACUGCAGCGAAUAGCCGUAGCUCUUGUGCUCUGUGAGUGGGCUGCUCUUCAAAAGGAUUGCCAGAUUGUGUCAUCCACGGUGCAGCCUCGUUUGUUGGCCAUCCUAUCAGAGCAGUUAUAUUACGAUGAGAUUGCCAUCCCCUUCACACGCAUGCAGAAUGAGUGCAAGCAGUUCAUCGCCUUACUUUCUGAGGCUCACGUGGACCUUCAAGAUCGCCUCAAUUGUAAUGUUUUCACCAUUGAUCAAGCCAAUGAGCUGUUAACCACCAUCUUCACAGAAUCGACAGCAGGUUUGAACGUUAAAACCAAACAGUGGCAGGUAUUGGAUAACAAAAGACAGCAAGCACAAGCCACAGUACUGGAGACCAGCAAUGAAUGGCAGCAGUUGCACCUGCGCGUCCAAAUGUUCUCCGCCUGUGCAGUGAUCAACCUGAAAGUGCUUCCUGACAAACUCAACCCGCUGGUCCGGCCUCUGAUGGAAGCCAUCAAGCGGGAGGAGAACACUCUUAUUCAGGGUUAUGCUGCGUCUUUCAUUGCCAAGCUGUUGCAGCAGUGUGCCGGACGCUCUCCGUGUCCCAACCCCAAGGUUAUCAAAAACCUUUGUGCCUCAGUCUGUGUGGACUCCUCAGUUACCCCCUCCGCUGCUUGUCCUGUCCCUCCUACACAAGAAAAUACUAAAGGCAGUGGGUUGGAGAAAGAUUGCUUGCAUCACAUGGUUAACAAAACCCGAGGCAUCCUGACUCUUUACCGUCACCAAAGGGCAGCGUUUGCGAUCACCAGUAAAAGGGGCCCUGUUCCGAAAUCCUCAAAGACUCCUUCUACAGAGCUACCUCCAGGCAGCACAGUUGGCAUAGACAAUGAUGAGAGAAAACCAUUUCUUAUUCAGAGGAGAGGGGCAGAGUUCUCCCUAACAACCAUUUCUAAGCAUUUUGGUGCAGACCUCACCAGAUCUCUUUCAUACCUUUGGGAGAACACAGUGGGGCCAUUGAGGACUGUGGUGAAUGAAGGUUAUGUUAUUGAUAGGCAGGUCCAGCUAGACCGGGGUGAUGCUGCUGCUCAGGAACUGGUAAACUCUUUGCAAGUGCUGGAAGUCACGGCUGGAGCUAUGUCUUAUGAGCUUAAACCUCUGCUGCUGCAGCAUCUUCCUCAUCUGUUUACUUGCCUACAGCAUCCGUACACAGCAGUGCGUCACAUGGCAGCUCGGUGUGUGGGCGUACUUAGUAAGAUAUCCAUGCUGGAGACCAUGGAUGGUUUUCUUGAGUGCGUACUACCAUGGUUAGCUGCAAUUGAUGACUGCACCAAACAAGAAGGAGCCAUCGAGGCCUUGGCUUGUAUUAUGGAACAGCUGGAUGUAUAUAUCAUACCCUACAUUGUACUGCUGGUAGUGCCAGUGUUGGGGCGUAUGAGCGAUCCCACUGACAGCAUUCGUUUCAUGGCCACACAGUGCUUUGCUACACUCAUUCGGCUGCUGCCACUUGAGGCAGGAAUACCGGACCCCCCUGCCAUGUCUGCUGACUUGAUCCGGCAGAAGGCCCGAGAACGACACUUCUUGGAGCAACUGUUAGAUGGAAGAAAGCUGGAGAAUUACAACAUCCCCGUGCCCAUAAAAGCAGAGCUGAGGAAGUACCAACAGGACGGUGUGAACUGGUUGUCCUUCCUAAAUAAGUACAAGCUACAUGGCAUCUUGUGUGAUGAUAUGGGCCUUGGAAAAACUCUGCAGUCAAUCUGCAUUUUAGCAGGAGAUCACUACCUCAGGGCUCAAGAACAUGCCAAGACAAAGGCAGCGGACUGCGUCCCACUUUCUUCUCUAGUGGUGUGUCCACCCACACUCACUGGUCACUGGGUUGAUGAGGUGGGCAAGUUUUGUGCCAAAGAGUACCUCAACCCGCUGCACUACACUGGGCCACCUACAGAGCGAAUGCGUUUACAGCAUCAAGUAAAAAAACACAAUCUUGUAGUUGCGUCUUAUGAUGUUGUGCGAAACGACAUUGACUUUUUUAAAAAUAUAAGAUUCAAUUACUGUAUCCUUGAUGAAGGUCAUAUCAUCAAAAAUGGAAAAACUAAACUCUCUAAAGCCAUUAAGCAAUUGGCCGCUAACUUCCGUGUCAUCUUGUCAGGAACUCCAAUUCAAAAUAACGUUUUGGAACUCUGGUCCCUCUUUGACUUCCUCAUGCCGGGCUUCCUGGGAACAGAGCGGCAGUUUGCAGCACGUUAUGGCAAACCUAUUCUGGCCAGUCGUGACGCCAAAAGUUCUUCACGGGAACAAGAGGCUGGUGUCCUGGCCAUGGAGGCACUUCAUCGGCAGGUGUUGCCAUUUCUCUUGAGAAGAAUGAAGGAGGAUGUACUGCAGGACCUCCCUCCCAAAAUAAUUCAGGACUAUUACUGUAGUUUGAGUCCUCUGCAGGUUCAGCUCUACGAGGACUUUGCUAAGUCUCGUGCCAAGGCCAGUGUGGACGACAGCAUCUCGGUUGCAUCUACAGAUGAGGAAAAACCUAAACUGAAGGCCACGGGUCACGUCUUCCAGGCUCUGCAGUACCUGAGAAAGCUUUGCAACCACCCAAGCUUGGUGUUGACCUCACAGCAUCCAGAGUACAAACGAGUCAUUGAGCAGCUAGCAGGCCAAAACUCCAACCUGCGAGACAUUCAGCAUGCUCCCAAACUGUCUGCGCUAAAGCAGUUGCUCCUGGACUGUGGCCUUGGUGGUGGAAGUUCCGAAGGGAGCGCUGAGGUGGUGGUGGCGCAGCAUCGGGUGCUCAUUUUCUGUCAGCUGAAGAGCAUGCUAGAUAUAGUUGAGCAUGACCUGCUGAAACCUAAAAUGCCCAAUGUCACCUACCUGAGGCUGGACGGCACCGUGCCGGCCGGCCUGCGCCACCCUAUUGUCUCAAGGUUUAACAACGACCCCUCUAUUGAUGUGCUUUUGCUGACCACACAUGUUGGUGGCCUUGGCCUGAACCUAACUGGUGCUGACACGGUGGUUUUUGUGGAACAUGACUGGAACCCCAUGCGGGACCUGCAGGCCAUGGAUCGUGCACAUAGGAUAGGCCAGAAACGUGUUGUCAACGUAUACCGGCUCAUCACUCGAGGCACCCUGGAGGAGAAGAUUAUGGGUCUGCAGAAGUUCAAGAUGAACAUCGCCAACACCAUCAUCAGCCAGGAGAAUGCCAGCCUGCAGAGUAUGGGCACAGACCAGCUGCUCAACCUCUUCACGCUGGACAAGGACAACAAAGGUGAAAAAGGAGAACAGUCGACUCCUGGGAAGUCUUCCAUGAAGUCUGUGCUGGACGGUCUGGGAGAGUUAUGGGACCAGCAGCAGUACGACACCGAGUACAACCUGGACAACUUCAUGCACUCCCUGUAGGGACACAACCUCACGUGGUCGUUACCUCAACCACACCACAUCUGCUGGUCAGAAUCAAACAGAACCUGCUAGAACCUCUUGGUGCAUUCAUAGGACGCAGGACUUAAAGUGUCCAUAUUAGUUUGACCUUAUUUUCCCACCAUUGUCCACCUCGUAGAUUUUUAGUCCGCUACGAAACCUAAUAGGAAAGAUUUGAGGACAUAAUGUCAGCAGUGUUACACAACAUGACUUCAUUGCCAUUUCUAGAAGCACAACAAUUAUUGUCUCGCAGAUCUGAAGGUUUAUUUCGGCACACCACAACAUAAUGAGCUCCAUGUUGUCACAAGAGUCUCAUCCACUAGAUGGCGCUACCUUUUUAGUUGUUUCAAAUGGCCCACGAAAAACCAGGCUGAAAUAACUUUCUCCAACUUGUGACAAGUGUUUUAAAAAGAAUGGACAUGUACAUAUUUCUAUAAUGGCUGCUUUUGUUUAUGAAGGUGGAAUUGUAAUAAAUUCUACGUACCUUUUUGAGCUACA
Molecule: messenger RNA, 6464 nt
Organism: Nerophis lumbriciformis (worm pipefish)
Lineage: Eukaryota; Metazoa; Chordata; Actinopteri; Syngnathiformes; Syngnathidae
Gene: btaf1
Product: BTAF1 RNA polymerase II, B-TFIID transcription factor-associated
Molecular function (GO): ATP binding; ATP hydrolysis activity; TBP-class protein binding
Source: RefSeq, a predicted model, not a curated record